AUGAAAAGAGCUUCAGGACAAGAGUAUGAAAGAUGGGAACUUUGCGUUAAGGCUGGAUUGAACAUCAAUCAAUAUGUGGGAUAUGCUAGGGCUUAGUUCUUUGAUGACAACAGGAGAUUCGUAGUUGUAAAGGCAAGGGGUUAAGCCAUUGAGAAUGCUUUAAAGGUUGUUCAGCUUGUUAAGGAAAACAUGGGAGAUAUUCACUCACAAAGUAAACUAUACUUGAUGGUUGAUUCAAAGUCGUUUGGUCAUAACAAUGCUAGAGGCAAAUCUUCAUAAUCCAGAACUAGAAGCAGGGGUAAGUAGGUGUAAUUUACUUCAGACAUUAAUCCUGAGGAAGACGAAGGAUUCAGUUCUCAUGACACCAUCAUUGAGGAUUGGGAGAAAUACUCAAAAGAUAAGUACAAAAAGCAGCUAAGAGUUUUGCCAGCUAUUGAAGUUAUCUUAUCUAAGAAUGUCAUCAAUCAGAAUGAUCCUGGCUACUAGAAACCAGCUAUCAGGAUUUAAACAAUCUUUCAUGGUACAUAGGUUUCUAAGGUGAAGAAAAGUUAAUCCAAGCAAGAAAAGAUCAUGAGAAGAAGAAAUCUCAACAAUGAAUUCUUUUUUAGUAAGAAGGAGGUAUCAUCACCAUCUAACUCUGGCUAGUCUAGCAAGGGCUUUAAGAAGUAGAAAAUCUACAAUAGUUAGGAGAGCUUCAAAUCAUUCAACAGCAGCAGAAACCAAAUGGAGAGUAAGGAGAAUGUGAAUCGCAGCAAUACUUAAUUCUUUCAAGAUGAAUCCAUUUUUGGUAACUUGACAAAUAAUUACUCUUAGUUGUCAAGGUUUUCUCAUCCAAAUCAAGCCGCAAAUGAUUUCUAGCCUUAGAGGAGAUUCAAUGAUCACUUUGACAAUGGCUAAGAUUUGAAUGGAGGGAUUAAGCUUCAAUCUACCAUGAAGAGACUAGAUAGACAUAGAUUCAGUGUAGACAAGUAACUUGGAUUGAGUCUUUCUGAACUUGAGAAUAGAGGUGGACAGAAGGAAAGAAGUCAAGAUAGAAGAAUGAUGCUCAAUGGUCCUAUAAUGAGAGGAUCUAGCAAGCAUGCUAGAGCUUUUGGCAAGGAGAAUGAGGAGAAUUAUCAGGUCAAGAAGCUAAAGAGAAAAUGA
Messenger RNA from Stylonychia lemnae, 1143 nucleotides. The record is from the annotation of a GenBank genome assembly. Lineage: Eukaryota; Ciliophora; Spirotrichea; Sporadotrichida; Oxytrichidae.